Messenger RNA from Ascoidea rubescens DSM 1968, 210 nucleotides. RefSeq lists its product as uncharacterized. The transcript has a single exon. The coding region runs from base 11 to 172 and encodes 53 amino acids. The record is from RefSeq and is a predicted model, not a curated record. NCBI's taxonomy places the organism in Eukaryota, Fungi, Ascomycota, Saccharomycetes, Ascoideales, Ascoideaceae.
UGUCUGGCCAAUGAUAGACGAGUGUUUAGUAUGGGAAAGAGUGGUAUUUGAUUCUUUAAAAGUUUCAAGAAAAAAACCAAAAGUUAUACGUAAAUGGUUUUCUUGGAGCCCUCAGUCUUUUACUGAGGGAAAAGCUCCGGUAAAAACGGCUAAGCUUGUUUAUCUUAAGUGAGGAAACUGGACUGCAACACUCUAGUAGAGAUAGACCUU